Racocetra persica is the source of this 251-nucleotide messenger RNA. Lineage: Eukaryota; Fungi; Glomeromycota; Glomeromycetes; Diversisporales; Gigasporaceae. The record is from the annotation of a GenBank genome assembly.
AAAGAUGAAUUUAAACAACAAAUUACUUAUUGGCUUGAUAGAAUGAAAGGGUUGAAAGAUGAAGAUGAAAUGAAAAAAGCAAUUAUUGAUUUGCUUGAUAAAUUUUCAGAUGAUAGAUUUAAUGCUGAACAAAAGAUCGAUAAAAUAAAAAGUUCAGAUGGACUUAUGGAAAUUCCAGCAGAUAGUAAGGCAAUUAAUUUGAGUUUUAGUGAAUUUGAUGAAUUGAAUGUAGAUGCUUGUAGAACAAAUAA